CAACAAAUUUUAGUGAAAGACAAACGGAGAACAAUCUGGUCUGCUGCUAAAGAAAUUUACACACAAAAAUUAAAAUAAAUAAAACAGAGAGAAAGAAAAUGCGAAAAAGAGGAGACCUUUGUGGCUUUGUCUAAUUGCCUCCACUGACUCCUGAAAAAGAAAAAAACGCGAUAAAAGCAGGGAAAUUCAGUUCACCGACAAAGCAAGUCUCCGUUGAAAAUCCGAUGCAAUCCACUAACGGAGACGGCGGUGAAGGAGGAAGUGGAGAGGGGAAUCGAGGUGGGUUAUCUAGGAUCCGUUCAGCUCCCGCGACUUGGAUUGAAACCCUACUCGUGGAUGAUGAAGAAGGCGAUUUGAAACCUAACCUCUGUUUGACUGAGCUUCUUACCGGAAGCUCGGCUCGUGACUCAUUUGAGUUCCCGAACUCCGUUGAGCAGGGAUUGUACAAUCACCAAGGUGGUGGCUUUCACCGUCAAAAUAGCACUCCGGCGGAUUUUCUCAGUGGCUCUGGAGCUGGGACUGAUGGGUAUUUCUCAAAUUUUGGGAUUCCGGCGAAUUACGACUACUUGACGCCGAACGUUGACAUUUCUCCGGCGAGUAAACGGUCGAGGGAAAUUGAAGCUCAGUUCUCUUCUCAGAUGAAAGAAGAGCAAAUGAGUGGUGGUGUAUCAGGAAUGAUGGAUAUCAACAUGGAUAAGCUACUUGAGGACUCGGUUCCUUGUAGGGUUCGUGCUAAACGCGGUUGUGCAACUCAUCCUCGUAGCAUUGCUGAACGGGUGAGGAGAACGCGAAUAAGUGAUCGGAUCAGGAGGCUGCAAGAACUUGUUCCUAACAUGGAUAAGCAAACCAACACUGCAGACAUGUUAGAAGAAGCUGUGGAGUAUGUGAAAGCUCUUCAAAGCAAGAUCCAGGAGUUGACAGAGCAGCAGAGGAGGUGCAUAUGCAAACCUAAGGAAGAACAAUAAGUUUGAAGAAAUUAAUCUUUGCUUCAUAUGGAUUUGGCAAAGUAUUCGGAUGAUUUGAAGUUUUGAGUUUUUACAAGUGAGCUUCUGGUUUGGUAUAGUUUAAGAAAAGACAGAGUUUGUUCUAUAGACAAGUGUUCUGUCAAUAGCUGUAUCCUAAAUCAGAUAAAGCUUCUUGAAGAUGUUCACAUCCAGUGAAGACAGUAAGAGAAUCUCAGAGACAAAGGCGAUUGAGAGAUUGAAGCAUACAAAUGGAAUCAAAGUUGGGUUUGAUCUUUGUGUUCCGGAGGAAUCGACUCGUCCGAGUUCAAGUCGGUGACUUUGCCGAAGAAGAUGCAAUCCUUCCCCUUGAGCGACACGUGGAGCCAGUUAAGAGAUGGAGGCACGUGGAUGGACAAUUGCCUUACUCCUGUUCAUCCUUAUCAUAUAAUUUAGGGUUUAAUUGGGCUCAGUAUUUGUAAUGGGUUUGAAUUCCAUUUGUAACAAAAAUUGGCCUUUGGGCUUUUAAUAUAAAGGUUGACAAAAAAAAAAAGAAGAAAAAAUAGAUUAUUUGAUGUAUGUUCUGAGCUGUAAAAGUUUUGUACAAUAAGAAGAAAAGUUUAAAAAAUCAA
This is a messenger RNA of Brassica napus (rape), 1573 nucleotides long. Its product is annotated as transcription factor bHLH80. Lineage: Eukaryota; Viridiplantae; Streptophyta; Magnoliopsida; Brassicales; Brassicaceae. Gene Ontology annotation, molecular function: DNA-binding transcription factor activity, RNA polymerase II-specific; protein dimerization activity; RNA polymerase II cis-regulatory region sequence-specific DNA binding. Gene Ontology annotation, biological process: regulation of transcription by RNA polymerase II. The coding region runs from base 225 to 965 and encodes 246 amino acids. The record is from RefSeq and is a predicted model, not a curated record. The transcript has 6 exons. Gene Ontology annotation, cellular component: nucleus.